Messenger RNA from Brienomyrus brachyistius, 1786 nucleotides. RefSeq names its product ALX homeobox 4b (gene alx4b). Gene Ontology annotation, biological process: regulation of transcription by RNA polymerase II. Lineage: Eukaryota; Metazoa; Chordata; Actinopteri; Osteoglossiformes; Mormyridae. The record is from RefSeq and is a predicted model, not a curated record. Gene Ontology annotation, molecular function: RNA polymerase II transcription regulatory region sequence-specific DNA binding; DNA-binding transcription activator activity, RNA polymerase II-specific. The transcript has 4 exons. The coding region runs from base 295 to 1476 and encodes 393 amino acids.
UCUAUACCGGGGAGUUCUGCGAAGCAUCCUCUGAAGAAAGAGGCAUUUUUUUGUUACCCGUCUAAACCUUAAGGGGGCUUUUUAGCUUUGGGUCAGCUUGCAGUUUCUGGAAAACAUCUGAAUCAUUUUAUAACCAAACCCAGCUGCCACGGCACUGUGUGUGUGUGUGUGUAUGUGUGUUCGCCUGCGGAACAAGAAGAGAGGAAGAGCAAAUCUGCUUGCAUCGCUCUCCAAAAGGAAAGAGAGGGAAAAAAAAAGUUUGGACGUCUUUUUCCCUUCUAAGUUUUUUUAGGAAUGAACGCCGAGACGUGCGUUUCAUACUGCGAUAUGACAUCCAUGGAUUCAUAUUAUAGUCCGUCUACACCACAAGGUAGGGAUCACCAGGCAAACCCGUUUAGGACAUUCCAAGCGAGUGACACCAAAUACAGUCCCACUUUCCUGACCAACAAAGGUCAGGCAUACGGGGAAAAGUCGCGGAGCCCAUUCCAACAGGAAUGCCAGUCAUUGGAUGCCACUUCUGGGGAAGGCACCUUUAACAAAUACCACCUCUUCAUGCAGAGAUCCUCUUGCAAAACUCCCCCUGAAGGAAGCAAACAUCACCAAGAGAGCGGACACAACGGAGCGCUCAUUUCUUGCUAUGCCAAAGACGGCACUGGACUGACAGACUCCGAGUUGCCCCCGAAUGCUGAUCCUGCAGGUAUGGAUGGCAGCUACCUCAGCGUGAAGGAGCCUGGAGCCAAGGGCCCUGCCGAUCGGCCAGGACCCGAAUUGACUGGGCCUCUGGACAAGGGCGAGGGUGAGAGCAACAAGGGCAAGAAGAGACGCAACCGGACCACGUUCACCAGCUACCAGCUUGAAGAGCUGGAAAAAGUGUUCCAGAAGACGCACUACCCGGAUGUGUACGCCCGUGAGCAGCUGGCACUCCGUACGGACCUGACUGAGGCUCGUGUGCAGGUGUGGUUCCAGAACCGCCGCGCCAAAUGGAGAAAGAGGGAGCGCUUUGGCCAGAUGCAGCAGGUCCGGACGCACUUCUCCUCGGCUUACGAGCUGCCCCUCCUCACCCGGGCGGAGAACUACGCACAGGUAACCCUGGAGAGCGGAAGAGGCGGAACAGGUGACGGGUCACACACAAGCUACGUAGAUAUCCCCAUCUCUCAGAUCCAGAACCCCUCAUGGAUCGGAGGAAGCAGCGCUGGCUCUCCAGUGCCCGGCUGUGUGGUGCCCUGUGACACCGUAACCUCCUGCAUGACCCCGCACCCCCACGCAUCCGGCGGGGUGUCAGACUUCCUGGGUGUCCCCAGUCCCGGGGGCCACAUGGGACAGACACACAUGGGCAGCCUGUUCGGGGGACCCGGUAUGGGUGCCGGCAUCAAUGGCUAUGACCUCAACAUGGACCCCGACCGCAAGUCGUCCAGCAUCGCUGCACUGCGUAUGAAGGCCAAGGAGCACAGCGCUGCCAUCUCCUGGGCCACAUGAUGAUCCCACGUCAUCAGUUUGCGACCUAUGGUCCACCUGUUACCAUGUCAACCAAUCCAAGACAGAGGAAUCGAGACGAGACAAUACACCCCAAAAUCUAACCGCUACAUCAUGGUGAUAAAUCCUUCACAAUAGCAACAGCCGUUACAGAAGCUACACACAGAAGUGCUGAGAAAAGCUAUGGAGAGGAGACAGGAUGCUGACAGUAAGCGUGGUCUAUUUUUAUAUCCCCGAUUUCAUAGUCCUGCGAGAGAUCAGAGAGGCAUGAUUCAAAUGCUGGCAAACUGACUGUAUGCCCUAAAAUCAGGUG